Fibroporia radiculosa is the source of this 1776-nucleotide messenger RNA. RefSeq lists its product as uncharacterized. The record is from RefSeq and is a predicted model, not a curated record. Bases 1 to 1776 code for a protein of 591 amino acids. The transcript is spliced from 6 exons. Gene Ontology annotation, cellular component: intracellular anatomical structure. Gene Ontology annotation, biological process: carbohydrate metabolic process. NCBI's taxonomy places the organism in Eukaryota, Fungi, Basidiomycota, Agaricomycetes, Polyporales, Fibroporiaceae.
AUGUCCCCGUCACAGAAAAGGCGCUCAACGAGCGACGCCCCGACCGCAGUCGAAGAGACGGAGCGGAAUCCCGCGCUCGCCGAGGCCUGCAAAGAGCCGCAAAAGCACAUCCCGACACCGACUCGAGUGGCACCGCAGCCGCCCCCGCCCCAGCGCGCGUCGUCGUCGAUGAGAUCGCUCGCCGGCAGGCGCGGGGAGUCGACGUCGCGUCAACCACCUGCGAAGGCCGAGCAGUCCGGCUGCGCUGCGACCGGACUCGGCGGGGGCCAACCGUUCCUGCACGCCCUCGCCCAAGCCGCUAUUUCCGUCGUGGCGCAGACCAUCGACUUUGAUACUCUCGCCUCCCCGCCCUUUGACGGCACCCUCCUCAAUCCCUUUCUGCUCUACCGAGGAACCAAGCUCUGUACAACGCAGUACCACAUAUGGGCCUCCGUGCAACAUGCCCUGACCGAGCACCCCGAGAGCAAUGAUGUCAACCGCCUGCUGGAUAUGGCCAUGGAGCGAUAUGUGCGUACCCGCGUGGAGCUGGGUCUUUGCAUGAUGGACAGCGUCCCAGGACCACACCACACGUUUGUCGACCCAGACUUCCACAACGACCGCGAAGCCAUCGUCGCACAGGCGGCCAGGCUGCUCGGCCUCUUCGAGAAACAUGGCGUCGACCGCAGCAGCGUCAUCGUAUCGAUACCGUCCACGGAUGACGGCAUCCGUGCAGCCAGACAGCUCGAGACCGACCACUUGAUCAACACCAAUCUGAUCCUCGUGUCAGGCCUCACGCACGCAUCUGUCUGCCUGGAGGCUGGCCCCAGCGCUCUCAGCUUUACACACGAAAUCCUCGCGGGUGCUUACCAGGCUCUCAUCGCUCUCGACACGAGCCACUCGGACGGAGAUCCCGUGCAGCACGCACGCGACGCCGCAACAAAGGCCAUUCGAAUCACAGCGGCGCUUCGUCUGCGGCACAAAGUGUCCGCCAAGCUUUUUGUAACGGAUGCAAUCGUGCGUGUCGCGAGACAUGACGAGCGAGCACUCACCCUCGAAUUAUUUCCACAGCUAGAUGAGAUCCCCAUGCUGCACGGCAUCGACGGCCUCGCACUGAGGCAGAGACAGUACAUGCAAGUGAGGUCCCAAAAGACAACGAUCCUACCGCCUCCAGAUCGGUCGUCAGAUGUGAUGCGGCGAGCACGGCUGGCACAAUACCCGACCACUUACCUCUCACAGAACAGCCAGAAUUUUCUUGCCGCGCUUGGACCUCGAGAUCAGUUCCUCGCCCAGUCUACACUGAGCAUCGGCCUGCGCGCCAUGAUCUGCGAUCUAGAAGCCACCAAGAAAACGGUGUAUGAGGAGUUGGAAUAUCGGAUUUUCGUCCAGAGUCUUGACGUCAACAAGCUUAUGGAUCUGUAUAUAGAUGAUGCGCAACGGGUGCUCGACGACAUGUGUGUGGAUGACGCGGCCGGCGGGGAGCCCAGACAGGCAAGAAAUGAAUACAAUCCUCGGACGAGGCAUCUCGGGUUCCGGUUAAUUUGGUCGCAGUUGGCGGUCCCCCCGCGGCCCGCGCAGGACCUUCCAGGAUCACAGUCUGUUUCCGACGGAUGUACCGAGCACAUUCAUUUUUCGCCCGAUGACCGACACGAGCCCCGACCGUCUCAAGGGGAAAGUCUGGCGCUACGGCCUUCCGCUGAGAACGGCCGGGAAGAAGUCGAUGGAACGAGUGUGCCGCAUUGCAAAGGGGAGGCACGAAGAAGCGACGUAAACCGCAAACUAUGCGCUGGGGCGGUCUAG